Molecule: messenger RNA, 1275 nt
Organism: Hyaloperonospora brassicae
Lineage: Eukaryota; Oomycota; Peronosporomycetes; Peronosporales; Peronosporaceae
Source: the annotation of a GenBank genome assembly
AUGGACGAGUUCCUCGCCGACCUGCGCGAACUCGACGAGACGCAGGAGCGCGUCGAAGCUGUGAGCGAUGGUAUGAUGCGCAUGCAGCGCUCGGGCAACGCGUCCGCGACGCAGGAGAUGGUGCAGAGCUGGAUCCAGAUGCUACGGGCCAGCGACUUCCAGUCGGAGCGCGUCGCGUUCUUGUACGUGGCCAAUCACGUGCUGCAGAAGACGCUCUUCAGCGACGAAGAAGGGCACAAGACGCGCGCGUUUGUCGACCUUUUUCUCGAGCACUUGGACGAGGCAGUUGCGCUCGUGUGCAACUCGCCCAUGGACCGCCAGAACGUCACGAGGCUCUUGGAAUUGUGGCACGAGAAGAAGAUUUUCACCGACGCCCAAGUGUUCAAGAUGUGGCGCUGUACAGGCGAAGAUUUGCCUCAGUUCCUGGAGGCUGUGAGCAGAGACGCAGGUGCGAAAGAGGGCGAGACGAAGGGCAGUGACGCUGGAAACAACGAACUGCUGAACAAUCAGGAGGACGCAGGCACAGAGCUCCACCACGUGCUGCCCAUGAAACUCAACUCGCACUCGGUCAAUCCAGUGCUGGAUGUGUUGAAAAAGAUUGACUACCACAAGACAGCGGUGCGGUAUUUGAAUCAGCAAAUUGGAGAGAGGCAUCAACUGCUGCUGCAAGACAGUGUCGCAAGGUAUCGUACAGCAGCAGAUCUUGUCGCAGACAGAGCCACGGCGUCUUCUACGAUUAAGCAGAGAUCAGAGGAUUGUUUGAGACUGGUAAAAGUGCGCAAUAAAUCCAUUCGUGAAGUGGCAGCUCUAAAGACGAAGCUUUCGGAAGCAAUUGCCAACAUGAUUGAAUACGAGGAAGAAGCCGCGGCGAAGAUUGAGCAGAAACUUGAGCAAUGUGAUGAGAUCGACUUGGGUCUGAUGGAUCUGACAGAUCAUCAAAAGCAGUUUUCUGAAGAGUGGUCGCAUGCACGCUUUGUGAAUCUUGAGCGUCGAAAACAGCGCGAAGAACUUCAGCGUCAGAAGGACGAGGAGAUUGCCCGUCUGCACCAGGCGGCUAUUGCCGAAAGCGCGAUGCAUGCAAUGAAUUUAGAGGCUGACAUCAAUCCCAACUCGGCUUCAGAACUGCAGUCGCUAUCGAGAAAGUUUGAGGGUCGGCCACAGGAAAAGGACGCCAAAGCUGAAAACGAGAACGAACUUGUUUGGAACCCGAUUCGAAAAGAGUUGGUGCCGUUACGAAGCUUGAACGUGGAUUGGGAAGAUUGGCGAGACCAUUGA